UCGCAGAGUUCCCCUCCCUGGAGCUGAAGAGAAGACCUGCCGCUGGAGAGGAGGUAAGGAGAUGUGCAGGUUUGUGCAGAGAGUGUGCACAAGAAGUUUUGUAUGGAGGCGCGUGAUGACAGAAGUGUUCUAAAGUGAAACACAUGCAGGUCAGGGGCUUCUUUAAACACCCAGCUCUCCUCUCUUUGAAUGGAUCAACCUGAGUGCAAUGAAGCGCACGUUCACAUUCAGAGGAAUGCUGAUCUUGAUCUUUGCAACCUAAAAGUGUUCAAUGGAAAUGCAAAUAUGAUAAAAGAAUAAAACAGUCUGGACAGGACCUCCCAUACUUGCAGGCACAGGGAGCUGUGAUGAUUUUCUUGGGAACAAUCAGGAGUUCUCGCCCCUCGCUCCUCGCCUGUGAUGAUGAUGGACUUACUCAGCCAGCACUUGCCUGUGGAGGUCAGCUGAAGACGACGCCACGCAGCUAAGUCUGGAUUAGCCGGCCGAACGAGUUUCAAUGCUCCUCCACGUUCUAAGAUGAAGUUAUGGAAAAGUGCUACUUUUGCCUUCAUGCUCUGUGGCGCAGCCCUGUCCAUCCUCCUCGUUAGAAACAUGGCCACUGUUGGACAUUUCAAACCUAAGACAAAAUAUCCGUACGAAACCUCAUCAAGACAGUCAUCAUCAUCAGAAUCAACAUCCAAAACCUCAACACCAUCACCCUCAUCAUCAGCAGCAGCAGCAGCAGCAGAAUCGACAGUGUUGUCCCGGCAGAUGGGUGGUCCUCAUCGGAGACCCCGCUCAGCAGACGACAUGAACUCUCUCCUCUCAGAGUUUUCCGUGAUGUUUCAGAGCUUCACAGAGGGCGAGCUUCAGCAUGUGGUCGGGACCUUGCUUGACAGGAAGAGAAGGAAGAGUCGGCGCCUUGGUGAGAACCAGGCCCGAAGGACUAAAAGAGCCCGGAGGCCUAAGCCCUGCUCUGUGAGGGAGCUGGAGCUCACCGUGAGUGAACUGGGUCUCGGCUAUGAGAGCGACGAGACGGUGCUGCUGCGCUACUGCAGCGGCAAAUGCACGGCCCACCGGCACAACUAUGACAUCACCAUGGAGCACAUGAUGCAGACAGGCUUCAGGAAGAAGGGCCGCAAGGACAAGGUCAGCAAAGGGCCCUGCUGCCGGCCCAUCGCUUUUGAAAAGGACUUUUCCUUCCUGGACAACAAGAGCCGCUAUCACACAAUACAAAAUGUGUCGGCGAAGAACUGUGGGUGUGUAUGACCCACAGAAAUGGACCGCUCCAUGCUGCUCUCAGCCACAGUUUGAAGAGCUGAACAUGAAUGCUGUUCAAAGACAAAAUGUGGAAUAUAAACUCAAGGAAAAGAGGAAAGGACGGGGAUAUGAUUGUGGCUGCUACACUGCGGCCUUUU
Plectropomus leopardus (leopard coralgrouper) is the source of this 1397-nucleotide messenger RNA. Lineage: Eukaryota; Metazoa; Chordata; Actinopteri; Perciformes; Serranidae. The record is from RefSeq and is a predicted model, not a curated record.